CAGCUGUUUGUCUGAUUAGCGAGACAUGGGUUGAUAACAAUAAAAGCGGCUUUUUUUUAAUAACAAAAUGGUUCAGUUACUUUAUAUCGUAGCUAGCUUGCAUAUAUUAUUAUGCCCCUUUACUAAAGUGGAGGAAAGCUUCAAUAUUCAAGCUACUCACGACGUUUUGUAUCAUCGAUUUAACCUCUCACAGUACGAUCAUCAUGAAUUCCCGGGAGUCGUGCCGCGUACAUUCAUCGGCCCUGUCAUUAUAUCUGCUUUAUCCGCUCCUGUUGUGUUUAUUUUACAUUUGUUUGGAAUUAACAAGUUUUGGAUGCAAUAUGUAGUGCGCCUAACUCUAGCUUUAACAGUAAUAGCAUCAUGGAGCCGAUUCAGGGAUACAUUACAGAAACAAUUUGGCAAUUCCUUUGCCUGGUGGUUCACACUAAUUAGUGUUUCACAGUACCAUUUUAUGUUUUAUAUGAGUCGACCUUUACCCAACAUCAUGGUAUUACCAUUUGUGUUACUUGCAUUAGAAGGAUGGCUAUCGGGAAAACAUAAACAGUUUAUUAUAACUGCUGGAGCUUCCAUUAUCAUAUUCCGUGCUGAAUUAGCUAUGUUCUUUGGAUUGUUCCUUAUUAUAGAUUUGUUUUUUAAGAAAAUUGAUUUAAUGACAUUUAUUAAAAUAGUUGUACCUACUGGUGUAGGAUUGGUGGCAUUGACAGUUAUAAUUGAUUCAUUGUUUUGGCGGCGAUUACUUUGGCCAGAGGCAGAAGUUUUUUGGUACAAUACAAUUUUGAAUAAGAGUUCAAAUUGGGGUACUUCACCAUUCCUAUGGUAUUUUUACUCUGCAUUACCUCGUGGUCUAGGACCGAGUCUGGUCCUGUGCCCCGUGGGUGUGUACUUGGAUCGGAGGCUGGCUCAGCUGAUCGCGCCUGCUGUGGUCUAUGUUCUGUUGUUUUCCUUCCUUCCACACAAGGAGCUUAGAUUUAUUAUCUAUGUGUUCCCAUUGCUCAAUACAGCAUCAGCUGCGGUAUGCUCAUAUGUAUUUAUUAGACGAACCAAAGCACCAAUUUACGAAUUAUUGUUUUGGGGAAUUUGCUUAAUUGUCGUCGCUAAUGUGAUGUUCUCUGUUGCGUUAGUUUUAGUUGCAAUGUCUAAUUAUCCUGGAGGAUUGGCAAUCACUAGAUUCCAUAAGCUUUUAAAAAACGAACCAUACGUCCACGUACAUAUUAGCAAUUUGGCGGCACAGACUGGUGUCACAAGGUUCACACAAAUCCACGACCACUGGGGAUACAGCAAGAACGAGUCCUUGCAGCCUGAACAACUGCAACAGUACACCCAUCUGCUAAUCGAAGCUAAGAGUAAAUAUUCUCCAAGUAUCAAAUCCUUUACACAAACGCACGUAGUAUUAGAUAGUGUCGACACCUUCUCUCACGUGGCUGUCAAUUAUAAACUAAUACCACCAGUGAGAAUUAAAACGCGACCAGCGAUUUUUAUUUUAGAAAAAAAGAAUUUUAGAGAAUAUCCAAGGGAAUACUCUUACGAAAACAUAAGCGUCGAAGAGCAUGAAACAAUAUCACAGGAAGAAACAAUCAUUGAAGAACCAAGUUCAAAUAUUAAUGAAGAUUUCCGAAAUUCAAAUAAAGCCAAAGACGAAAACGAUGAGACUGAAAAUAUUAUUGAACUUAUCAGUGAAGAAAAUACAAAUAAUAGUAAGGAAGUAACAGAAGAACCUACACAAUUAUAUGCAGAGGUUAAAAUCGAUAAGUCCGAAAAUAUAAUCGAAGAAGUGAACGAAAUACCAGACAUACAAAAAGAUUUUAAAUCUUACCGGCAAGAGAGAAAGAAGAAAGCAAUAGAAAAAAUUAAAUCGGAAACUCGUAAGGAAGUUGUUGCAUCGGCCAAAGAAAAAUUAAGAGAAAUAAUGAAAAGACAUAAACAUAUCGCUGUUGAGCUUUCUGAAAAUAAUGUACAAGAUGAUCAGAAUGAAAGUGAAGAUAUAGAUGGUAGGGGUGACAUACCAGAUAUCGAAAUCAUUCCUGAAGUGGAUGCUACUAUUGUUCAAGAAAACCUAACAUCUAAACCUGAGCAAGUGAAUGAUUUAGAGCAAGUGAAUGACUCAGAUCAUGUAGAAAGUUUACAAGCAACGGAUACCAACCAUUCUAAUGAAAACUUAGAUGCUAUAGUUGAAGAGGUUAUUAACAGACUUAUUGAUAGAAAAGUUUACGACGAUAAAACCAAACCGGAAGAUAUCAAAUUAGAAGAUAGACUAAUGAUACAAAAGAUUGUUGAAGAAGUUCUUGCUGAAAAGAUUAAUUAUAAAUCAAGUUCCGAAAAAUAAUAAUUUAUGUAAUUAUAAUGUCAUUAUUAAAUUUGAUCUCUACAUUGAAUGUUUUGAGAUACGUUUGUGCCAAUUUUUGGAGCACGUUCCUUAAGGUCUUAUAAAAAGAGAUGAACCUUUUACUAAGCGUAACGUCCCUCAGCCUUUUUCAUCAUUAUAAUUUUAGGGGCUGUACCUAUGCGUUGAGCUCAAAUGUUAUUGUUGUUUGUGAGAUUUACAUUGUUAUCUAUCGAUGUUGCUUGUUUUUAUGGCUUUCCGUUUAACCGUGAAUUUACAAUGCAAUUGUACUUAAAAUCUAAUUACUCUUUUAAAAAAUUGAAUAAAUCCGAUAACUUUCCAACGUGCGCAAUGGAAUAAGUUCCACGCUAUUUCACAAGUGAGGGUUUUUAUAUUAUCUAUUAAACAGUACGUUUCUAUAAUUGUUAAUUCACAGUUAUGUUAUUAUCAAUAAUUGCUAUUUAGUUUUUAAUGUAAAGUUGUUACUUUUGUUUUAAGUGUGUUUUUUGUAUAUUAUGACAAAGCGCGGAUUUUUUUAUAACACUAUACUGAUACAAUUUUUAAUAACGUCAUUCUUCAUAUCUUUUUUGUCUUUUACUGUACAUACAUCCUUUAAUUUUAAUACUUUUGUAAAAAUGUACAAAACGUGAAUACAGUUAUAUUGUUAAGUCAAUGUUAAUGCCCCAAAUGCUAACUAUGUGUGAUUAACUUGAUGUCUUGUAACUUAUAACUUUGUUGUACAUUUGAUGUUUCCACAGUAGUACAGUUUUAUUGUGAUAUUUUAUAUGCAAUUU
This is a messenger RNA of Papilio polytes (common Mormon), 3114 nucleotides long. RefSeq names its product dol-P-Man:Man(7)GlcNAc(2)-PP-Dol alpha-1,6-mannosyltransferase (gene Alg12). The record is from RefSeq and is a predicted model, not a curated record. Gene Ontology annotation, molecular function: alpha-1,6-mannosyltransferase activity. Gene Ontology annotation, biological process: protein N-linked glycosylation. The transcript has 8 exons. Lineage: Eukaryota; Metazoa; Arthropoda; Insecta; Lepidoptera; Papilionidae. The coding region runs from base 68 to 2323 and encodes 751 amino acids. Gene Ontology annotation, cellular component: endoplasmic reticulum membrane.